Phaeodactylum tricornutum CCAP 1055/1 is the source of this 360-nucleotide messenger RNA. RefSeq lists its product with no specific name. The transcript has a single exon. The coding region runs from base 1 to 360 and encodes 119 amino acids. NCBI's taxonomy places the organism in Eukaryota, Bacillariophyta, Bacillariophyceae, Surirellales, Neidiaceae. The record is from RefSeq and is a predicted model, not a curated record.
AUGUCACCAAAUGAUUCUGAUACAGCAGCUGUGGCAGCACCCAACAACCUGCUCAACAAAAUUGGUGCACUUCCAAGAUUAGCAACAGAUAUUGCAGCAGAGACUUAUUUGCAUCAUAUGGAAGCAGGGGUUGAUCAAGAUCCAAUUUUAGAACAAGACAUGGAGUCACCGGUACAGCUACUAGUAUUUCCAGUUCUGCCCAAUGCUGCCUUUGGUAACAAUAUCUUUUCCAAGGUAGGAGCUGUCCCUGCUGUAGUAGCACACCACACAAACUGGUAUGAAGAUGAUGAAGCUACUCUAAGUGAUACAAAUGGCAGUGUGCCAAUCAAAGACUUUGGUAUUUCCACACCUAUUGGUUAA